Helianthus annuus (common sunflower) is the source of this 1588-nucleotide messenger RNA. Its product is annotated as plant UBX domain-containing protein 7. Gene Ontology annotation, cellular component: nucleus. NCBI's taxonomy places the organism in Eukaryota, Viridiplantae, Streptophyta, Magnoliopsida, Asterales, Asteraceae. Gene Ontology annotation, biological process: proteasome-mediated ubiquitin-dependent protein catabolic process. The transcript is spliced from 10 exons. Gene Ontology annotation, molecular function: ubiquitin binding. The coding region runs from base 116 to 1417 and encodes 433 amino acids. The record is from RefSeq and is a predicted model, not a curated record.
CAGCAGCGUUUCACAUUCUUAUAAACAAACUCCUAUAUCUCCAAAAAAAAAUUACCAUCUUCCAACAAGUUAAAUUCUUAUUUGAUUAUUAAACAACCAAGAAGAAUAAUCGGCUAUGGAGGGUGAUGGGUUUUCAUCUGCUGGAGACCAGCAAACAAUGAUCGCUUCCUUUCUUGAAGUUGCACUUGGCCAGACUGCCGAUACUGCCCGGCAGUUUUUGCAGGCAACAGGCUGGAAGCUUGAAGAAGCUAUUCAACUUUUUUUUGUUGGAAAUGAUUUUGGUCAUGCUCCACACAUUGCACCACCAGAAAAUGAGGUGUUCAUGCCUGAUCAAAAUUUCGGAGUGGCGGAAAAUCACAUGGGACUUGAAAAUAUUCAAGAAAAUGAUGGAACUGGCGUUCGUGCACCUUUACCGGUUAAAAGAGGUAUCCUAUACGACACACCGAUGUAUUACAGACCAUCACAUGAAGCUUUGCAUUAUGAGAAAUUAAAACGUCUCGAAGUCUGGGGAAAAGAACAAGCUUCCACAUCAGCAUCGGAAACUUCUAAAGAUAAUCUUGCUUCUUUGUAUUGUCCUCCCUUUGCUUUGAUGUACCAUGGGCCCUUUGAGAAGGCGAAAGAUGCUGCUAACAAACAAGACAGAUGGCUUCUAGUGAACGUGCAAUCCACCAGGGAAUUUAGCUCACACAUGCUCAACCGUGAUACUUGGGGCAACAAAGCUGUUACUCAAACAAUCACCUCCAAUUUUGUCUUCUGGCAGGUAUGUGAUGAUACCGAAGAGGGCUGCAAGAUUCUGUCAUAUUACAAGCUGGAUUCUGUUCCUGCAACUCUAGUAAUUGACCCCAUCACGGGUCAAAAGAUGCGUUUAUGGCGUGGAAUGAUCCAACCCGAAAGUUUAUUGGAGGAUGUAGUACAAUAUAUGGACAGUAGCCCAAUGAAUCAUCUUUUACGCUUGUCUCGAAGACAUUCAAGAGAAAGUUCUCUCGCUUCGCCUCCUAAACUCCAAGAUGAAACAAAUGAAGAUGAUGACAAAAUGAAGCUGGCACAAGCGUCAUCGAUGAGAAUGUUGAAUGAUAUUAGUGAAGGGUUUUUAAAAGACCCGCGUGACAUCAAAGAGGUCACGAAAAAAGAAAAGCGUGUUUAUCCACCGUUGCCUGAAGAACCCAAAGGAGAUAAAAGCUUGCUUUGUAGGGUCGGUGUCCGCCUUCCAGAUGGAUCAAGGGUUCAAAGGAAUUUCUUACGCUCUGAUCCGAUACAGUUGCUGUGGUCCUUCUGUGCUGCAAAAUGUGGCGAUGAAAAGCCAUUCCGGCUGACUCAUGCUAUUCCCGGGGCGGUAGAAGACUUGGAUUAUGACAGCAUGUUAACGUUUGCUGACUCUGGCGUUGCGAAUUCCAUGAUUUCAGUUACUUGGGAGUGAAGUUAUCUGACUGCUGCUACAAUCUGCGUUUGGUGCUGCAAAUGUUUAAACCCAUGUCUAGAACUUGUGACCCGUUGCUACUGAUUAUGAGCUGAAGAUGUAAAUGUUUUAAUUUUAGUUUAUGAGCUAUUUUAUUCAUUAUUGGUAUGAAUUUGUAUAGAUUCAUAUUCA